UUUCAAUCCUGCAGGCUGCCAUUGAACUUGGUACUUAUGUACUGUCAUGUGGAGGCCGAAAGCAUUAACGUGAAAUUUACUCACGUCAAGGCGCUCACAGCGGAAGUGGGGUUUUGCCUGCAUCUACUCGCUCUUUAAUGAUACCUGAGUUUCUGUGGAAAUUUUUCGGCCUGGUUGCCCCUCCUAACAUGCCUGUUAGCACUGCCAAGCGGCUGUCGCAGCACUCGUGGACGAUGAAUUGGGAGUUCAUGUUCAUGAGAAAGUCACUCCUGGUACUUGCCUUGACGUGUAAGUCAUUCACUGAACCUGCACUGGACCUUUUGUGGCGACACCUGGGUGGGCUUGAUCCACUUAUUAGAUGUCUCCCGCAAAGCCUAUGGAAAGAGGACAAAAACAAGCUACAAUUUCAAAGACCCACGACCUUCGAUGACUGGUCUAUCUUUCGCGAAUAUAACCACCGCGUCCGUUCAUUGCUCAAUCAAUGUUCUGGAAUGUACGGCCCCAGAUGAUCUGCGGCACU
Messenger RNA from Suillus paluster, 520 nucleotides. RefSeq lists its product as uncharacterized. The transcript has 2 exons. Bases 138 to 509 code for a protein of 123 amino acids. NCBI's taxonomy places the organism in Eukaryota, Fungi, Basidiomycota, Agaricomycetes, Boletales, Suillaceae. The record is from RefSeq and is a predicted model, not a curated record.